This is a messenger RNA of Plenodomus lingam JN3, 1578 nucleotides long. The record is from RefSeq and is a predicted model, not a curated record. NCBI's taxonomy places the organism in Eukaryota, Fungi, Ascomycota, Dothideomycetes, Pleosporales, Leptosphaeriaceae.
AUGAUGAACGACCUGCUUGGGGCUGCAAUCAAGAGGGAAGAGAGCGCAACUCAAAGCACCAAAGGCAUAAGUAACCCCAGCGGCCACGAUGAUACACUCGAGGUACGUCUCCUGGCCAUUACAUUCACCCGCCCGGGACAACCGCUCAAUCGUCUUCAAUUGCAGGUCAUCUUCGAAGGCGGUAACGGUGGUCGUCGUCGCAAAGCCUCCCUCGCACCACCAGUUUCUGUCAAUAUGACCACACGGCCCGAAAAUGGUCGGCGGCCAACGUCAUGCAUCGUUCACUCGCUGCUUGAAAAGCACGAUGGCAUGCCCGUCAAAGACCAUUCAGCAUCGUACGAGGGCCUGUCGCAGGAGCGGAGAGUCGACAAGGACCCGCAUGCACAGGCCGAUGAGACACACUAUUCGCGACUGCUGACCAAGAAGGAGAUCUCGGAUAUGGCAUUUGGCAUACGCGAGUUGUCCAAGAAGCUGUCGCAGAUCAGACUGAAGCUGAACGUCCGGAACAUUUUCAUACUCGGCAAGGCGCAUGACGAAAGCUUGAUCAAGAAGUCGCGCGAGACCACUGAGUGGCUUUUGAUGAAGGAUCCCAACUACACCGUGUAUGCUGAUGCAUGUGGUAAUGUUUGGAUAGGGCUGACAGUAUACAGCUACGUGGAACAGACGCUGGAAGACAACAAGAUUUUCGAUGCCACAACUCUUCUCAAACAGAACCCUUCCUUCAACGGGCGACUGAAGUACUGGACGAACGAACUAUGUUUUCAGAAUCCCGAGACUUUCGACGUUGUACUUGCAUUGGGCGGUGAUGGCACGGUGCUGUACGCAUCAUGGCUGUUCCAGCGCAUCGUGCCUCCUACACUUGCCUUCUCGCUUGGCUCCUUGGGCUUUUUAACCAAGUUCGACUACGAAAAAUACCCCCAGACACUAUCACGAGCUUUCGAAGAAGGCAUCACCGUAAAUUUGCGCCUCCGCUUCGAAGCGACCCUCAUGCGCUCCCAGGAACGAGAUCACACAGGCCGUGACUUGGUCGAAGAGCUGAUCGGCGAAGAAUGCGAAGACCACCAUACGCAUAGGCCAGAUGGAACAUACAAUAUUCUGAAUGAGGUGGUGGUAGACCGAGGUCCAAACCCGACCAUGUCGAGCAUAGAGCUCUUCGGGGAUGAUGAGCAUUUCACCACAGUUCAAGCGGAUGGCAUUUGUAUCGCUACGCCUACCGGUUCUACAGCAUACAACCUGGCAGCUGGUGGUUCGCUCUGUCAUCCAGACAACCCCGUCAUCCUUGUGACAGCCAUUUGUGCACACACCUUAUCAUUUCGACCCAUUAUUUUGCCUGACACGAUGGUCUUACGCACCGGUGUGCCGUACGACGCGAGAACGAGCUCGUGGGCGAGCUUUGACGGUCGUGAGCGUGUCGAGCUCAAACCCGGCGAUUAUGUCACAAUCAGCGCUUCGAGGUUUCCGUACCCGAAUGUAUUACCUCUGGAGAGGAGAAGAACAGACUGGAUCGAUAGCAUUAGUAGGACUCUGCAGUGGAAUUCGAGGCAGAAACAAAAAGCUUUCAAAGAGUGGGACUCGUGA